CGUUUUUGUCUUGACUUGCCCAGCUCUGCAUGGAAAACGACUCUACUUAGAUCUUUAAUAUCAUUUCUCUGUAUUAAAAGAAUGCACUUUUAAAAUGACUUAAGAGACAGACAAAAUUAGUAGUCGGAAGAAGAUCGGUAAAACCUUUUCCCAAGUCAAGUCUGACUUGAGUUGUCCAGCUCCGGUACCACGUUCAUUGAAGCCUAAGAAAAUACACGUAUCAAUUUCGCAUAAAUAAUUCCAAUUAAAUAUUGAAUUUUUCUGCAUGAAUUGUAGAGAUUAAAUGGAAAAAUCUGUCUGUAAUAUACUUGCGGUUACUAUCGAUAUACAGUCCGCAAGGGUGAGCUUUACAAAACUACAUAAAAUCGGCUAGCUAAGAAUCAUACUUACAAAAGGUCUGAUUGAGGAAAUUAAGAGGUAGCCGAAAUAUGAUCAUCAAGUUUGUACGAAAUCCUUUUUGCUAGGGUUUAAUAUGAAACCCGUUCUACGAAACCUUUUUGUCAAUAAAAACAAUAGAGGUUUCGUAGCUGAACGCCGGAACCUAGGUUCGUACGAAACUUAAAAGGGUAUAGAAAUGGUUGCAAUUCUCUAUACCCUUUUAGGUUUCGUAAUAAACCAUUUUUUUUAGAGAGUAGUUAUAGUAUUAAGUGGUUUUUUCAAGGAUCAUGGGUAUAUUGCGUUUCGGAAAAAUUAAUAGUUGUUAAUCAUGCAACUGAAACAGUGGAAUUAUCAGUACCACCAGUAAUGGCACAACCAAUUCCUGUCAUAGCACCAACAUUACAAAAUACAGAAGACACACCUAUGGAUUUGGGCGAACUGCCGGUAGGGGACCGGGUUUUUUCCGGCCCCACGGACAUGCCAUAG
Didymodactylos carnosus is the source of this 864-nucleotide messenger RNA. The record is from the annotation of a GenBank genome assembly. NCBI's taxonomy places the organism in Eukaryota, Metazoa, Rotifera, Eurotatoria, Philodinida, Philodinidae.